Ciona intestinalis (vase tunicate) is the source of this 4331-nucleotide messenger RNA. The record is from RefSeq and is a predicted model, not a curated record. Lineage: Eukaryota; Metazoa; Chordata; Ascidiacea; Phlebobranchia; Cionidae.
GUCCGAUGGUAAGAAAGUUCAUAAUCUAAUUCAGGCUACUAUAUUUUCAAAGAUUGUAACAUUGUGCUUGUCAAGUUUACCUGCCAAAAUAUUAAUGACCUGAGCUGUAGUACUUAUCAGAAUGGCCGAAGGAAAAAAAUGCUGCAUAUAUCUUCCCAAUGAUAGGAAACUGGAGCUUUCUGUACAAUCCAAACAUCUUGCAAGAGAUUUGCUAGAAAUCGUUGCUGCUCAUUUUAAGUUAAGAGAGAAGGAAUAUUUUGGAAUUGCUUACAAAAGUGACAGUGGUCAUUACUCUUGGUUACAAGCUGACAAAUUAUUAUUUGACCAUGACGUUGUCAAGAAAUCUUCAAGUAGAAUCGAUUUGUUAUUUGCUGUCAAAUUUUUUGUUGAAAACGUCAAGUUACUUAAAAGUGCUACAACUGCCGAGCUUUACUUUCUUUACUUAAAAUCAUUAGUGUACAAGGGCCAUCUAGAAGUUGACAACAAUACGGAAUUUCGGUUGGCAGCUUUUGUAUUACAGACAUACUACGGUGAUUAUAAAGAUGCUGACACUGCUAUUCGACAGUUGAGAAAAUCUUCAGUUUUAUCGAACAAAGUGCUGAGAGAUUUUACCUGCAUGGAGUGUGAAAAUGCUGUUUUGAAAAUCUACAAAGACCUGAAAGAUUACAGCAUAGGAAAAGCCAUAACCAGUUAUUUGACGACGAUUGAAACUGUGCCAACAUAUGGGGUUCACUACUUCAAAGUUAAGGAUAAAGGAGGAACAACCUGGUUACUUGGUCUCAGUUACAAAGGAAUUCAUCAAUAUGAUGUUCAUGAUAAAGUAAAUCCUGUGAAGAGUUUCAGUUGGCAACAGUUGGAGAAUUUGUAUUUUCGGGAGAGAAAGUUUUCAAUUGAAGUAAAUGAUAAACAUCAAAGAACUGAAGGUCUAUUUUCCAAAGAACAAUUUGGUGAUGCGAGAAGGAAAGUUUCUUCUGAAGUUAAAGUUCAUGCUUGGUAUGGUUCACCAGCACUUAUCAAGUCAAUUUGGGUUAUGGCUAUUGAUCAACAUCACUUUUACUUGCAAUGCAAGCAAAGCAAGGUGAAACGCCAUGCUUCAAACAGCAUUGUGAAUCUCAGCAAUGAUAUAACGGCAAAUCGUGAGAGCCUUAUAAAUGUAGUUAAAGAUUCUUCAGAACUAACAAGAAAACAGAUUCGAAAUUUAGAUGUGAUGGUAAAAAAAGGUUCAAAAGAUGAAGCCCCAGAAAUGAGAGCUGCGAAAUGUCAAAUGUUGGUUGCUUUAAAAAAACAUAAAACUGAUUUAGAAGAUCGAUUGUAUGACAAAGUUCAGGAACUUAAACAAGUCUGCCUCAAAGAAGCUGAUCUAACAGGCAGAUUACCACAAGAAUACAUACAUUACAUGGAUCCAGAUGAAAAGCAGCCUAAGAUAAAUAAAAGGAUUGGAGCCGAGUUUAAAGUGAAACUAACAAACAAGGAGAAAGGUUUCCGAUCAUCAGUCAGCACUGCCAUUUCAUCUUCACCAAGUUUAAACUCAGAAAAUAGCGAUGAUAUGAAUAAUUUGGCUCAACUUGAAACUGAAUUUGAACUUUUGACGCAAAUUGCAAACGCUGCCAAGAAACUUGCUUCCGACCCAAACACCAAAGGUCGAACACGAACAAAACGUUUGGGUUCUUAUAAAAAGACGCUUGAAAAAUUACAGGUUGUUGAGAAUAAAAUAAAUGUGGUGCGGAAUCGGUGUGGGCAGAAACCUUCUGUUCGAGCUUCAACGUUAGAAACAGAUCAAUGUGAUGACAUUCUGUUUGAAGAUGGUGGAAUUAGUUUAAGGGAAGAAACAGAAUCAGAACGAAGUUCUUUAUCAGAUGCUCUUCUUCUGGAUGAUGAUACUUCAUUAAGCAGUGGAGGAGACGCGUUAUCCACGCACAGUACUCCAGUUUUCCUCAACCUCACCCAUCCUCCUCAUCCUUCAUCAGCGAUGAGCGGAAUAAAAGAAUCAUCCGCUGAAGUUGAUAAUGAUAAUGGUGUUACCAUACACAGAUCUCUGACACCACCACCUUCAUUUGAAAGAACAUCUAGUGUAGGAAGCUCUAAGAAUGAAAUGAAAAACGGUCGAAUUUCCAACCAAUCCAUAUCAUCAUCACACUGUUCACUGUUAAACAGUAAACAACAAAAUGUUCCAAUUCGAAAUUGGAUUCGAUUGAAGUGGGAACACCCAAGAACAAAAGUGAAUCGAGGGUGGCACGAAUCAUCUUUAGAUAGUAUUGAUGCUGAUUCAAAUACUGGUAGGAACAGUGAGGAACAUCUGGAUCAAGAUAUUCAUGAUGAGAAACCUCGAAUAGGAUCAUCUGAUGCUGAUGUAACACCACUUGGUUAUCAAAUAGAUUUACGACCGAACAAGUUGCUGUGUUUGGAUUACAACCAACCAUCCAACCUAAACAGUAACGAUAACAAUCACAAGACCAGAGAUUUAGGUUUAGUUUACGACAUGUCAAAACUAAAACGUGAAAUUAGUGACAGCGCUCUGUCAGAAUUAUCUGUUCAAAGCAAUCCUGUGACAUCAUCACAUCAAUUCACUGUUCGCCCCCAGCAUGAUGUACGACCAAAAGAUUAUCACAGAAGUGAAAGUCUUGUUGGCAAAGAAACACGAAUACCUGGUUUUGAUCAUAUUCGAAAAAGAAGUUCCAGUUUUACAGAGUCUCCAACUCACACUGCAUAUCGUACCAAUAGUAAAGCUAUUGGAAAAAAUAAAGCUAGGUUAGAGAAACGAACUGCCCACAUGCAAAAGAAUUUAAAUCAGGAUUCGAACUUUGAGAGACAUCAUUCAAGAGUAAGCUCAGAUGCUUCGUCUACAAAUAUAAGUGAACAUAAUCUGGAUAACCAAAGUAACAAUUCUCAGGAUCUACAACCAGCAAUGUUUGACACAAAUCUUAAUAUAAGGAUGCAGUAUUUAACAAGAAGUUCAAGCCAACUGUCGUUCACGCUUCCAUCAAGUAAACCAACCACAGCAGUCGCUCAAUCUUCACAACCAACCACCUUUGAAGAACAACCUUUGUACGUGCAACAGCCAAGAAUAAGCCAGUUGCCUAAAUAUUCAAGUGCCCAACCACACUACGCAGUGAGCUCAAAUUCUCGUAACAUAACGCAAACGAUUCCAAACAUGCACCGUGAUGCGUUAAACAAUCAAGUUUACCGAGAUAUUGGAAUGGGUUGGGUUCCUUCAUUACACGAAUAUGGAAGCAGAGAAAGUGUCGUUGAAAGUGCCAGUGCUCAAUAUAAAAAAGAGGACAUUCAACGUAUGCUUAAAGAUCACAUCGCAACUAAGAGAAUAUUGUAUGGUUCAAGCCAAAAAAUCAAGAAUCCUGACACUACUCAAAUAAAGCAUGAAAAGAACUGGCCAGAUUAUCAAACACAUCUCCAAACAUCCAGUUCUUCAACUAUACCUUCCACUCCAAGAAUGAACUUCUAUCAUCUGCCAACACAUACUUCAUACCCAGUGAUCCACCAUCAACAUCCGCUGCCACAAAAUAACACCCUCCAAAAUAUUCACCCACACCAGCAAGGAAUGAUAACUGAUAAUAAGAUGAAACAACGGCUUGUUCUUCAACAUUAUAUUCAUCAUAACCCGCAUAAUAAAGCAAUCAAGCAUGUUCGAACUGACCCACUAGUUGCAUAUGCUCAAUAUUCUGAACAGAACUAUUUUACCGAUCCACCAGUGACAUCUAGUAAUCAACAAGACCCAUUACCCCACCACAUGACACAUCAUAAUGUGAAGAAUGUCAGUAAAGAAGCAAAUCAAUAUUCAAUGUUUACAAUAUCAGAUAAAAGGAAAAACCUAGAAUCAUGGAGAAGACCAUUAGAUGUCAAACCGUCGCCACAUAUCGUCAAACUAGGACAGACUUACAACGUGACAAACCUAACAAAUCAACAACACCAACCAGAUUUAAUGUUAAGUAGACCCAAACCACUUAACGAACAGUAUAAACAUAGUAAAAAGAAAAACAAAUCUCUGUCUGCAUCAGCGGAAGAUUUACUUUGGUCUGAAAGCAGUGAAGGACAAGAAGGAACUCUUGUAUAGCUUCCUGAUGAUUCUACAUUUUUUCAACCAAUAUAUUUUAUUCUUUUUUUGCGUUACAGAUAAUUAAGUUCUUAAUGAAAAAUUCACUUUUUCCUCUUUACAUACAGCUUGUGUAUAGACUUCCAUGAGCUUCCAGUGUAGUGCAAUAUAUAAAUUGCAUAAUUUGUUUUAUGAAAAAGCUAAUCAAUUAUUUUCAUUCAUAUGUAAUAAGUUGCUUUAUAAUUUAAUCACUUUAAUAAACUUAUAUAACCUUUAUUUAAAA